CCGCGCUCGCCCUGCUGCCACGGAGGAUGCUGAGUGGCCAUGGUCCCCUGUGCCACCGCCCCGGCGCUGUGCCUGGCGCUGCUGCUCGCCUGCCUGGCGCACGGUGAGGAGGGGCUGGCGAGCCCCCGGCGUGUGCGCUUCACCACGGAGCUGGCACAGCACCUGCUCAGGUGGGAGCCAGGGCACGGCUGCCCCGGCAGCGCCCGCUACGACGUGGAGCUCAGAGUCUAUGGCCUGAGUAGUCCCUGGGCAGCCAUCCCAGAGUGCAGGAACACCUCGGAGCUCUCCUGUGACCUCACCCUCUACACCCUGGGCCCCGAGCAGCGCUACUUCGCGCGGGUCAGGGCCGUGUCCGGCAACCUCAUGUCCCCCUGGCAAAGGAGCAGCUCCUUCUCCCCACAGCAAGCUGGCCUGCACCUGGCGGGCCAGAGCCUCUCCGUGGUGGGCAACUCCAUCCAGGUGCGGCUGCAGGUGCUCCUCCUCCCUGGGAACGUCUCCCUGGAGUACAGCGACUUCCAGAAGGCGAUGGCCCAGUUCCACGUGUACGUCAGGAGGACACGGGACAACCACACGCUCACAGUGGUGAAGAACAGCACAGAGUUCACCAUCGGGGAGCUGUACUGGGUCACAGAGUACUGCCUGAGUGUGGAGCCCAGCAUGGCCAACAGGCCCGUCCCUGCCACACUCAGCGACGAGCAGUGUGUCACCACCGGCCACAGGGACAGGAGUGCAGAGCUUCUCCCCGCCAUCCUCAGCUCCUCCUUCAUCAUCCUGCUGUUCCUGGGCCUCCUGGGGGCACACACCUACAUCAGGAAACCCGUGAGGACACCCUCUGUCCUGAAGUCCUUCAUGAAGCAGAGCUCGCUCUGGGUGGAGCACGAGCCCCCAUCCUCGGGCAGCCUGGAUGCAGACCCCAUCCAGCAGCUCUUCCUGUGCCACAAGGAGCCCUGGCUGGACAGGAGCCCUGACAGCAGCAGCAGCACAGCCCAGCCACCCCUGGAGCAGGGCUGGGAGCUCCCAGCACGGCCCAAGGAGCAGCAGUGCCUGCUGGAGCCCACGGGGAGCAGAGACAGCAGCGGCACCAGCACCGACAGCGGCAUCUGCCUGCACAUCCCCUCCUCCUCCUCCUCCUCGCUGAGCUGCUCCGUGUGCCCCGAGCCCCAGGGCUACAGGCAGCAGCUGCCCAGGGCUGAGGACAGCGGGGUGGGCCUGGAGCGCCCCUGCCCUGCCCCUGGCUGCUCCUCUGGCAGCAGCAAUGCCAGCCCAGGGCAGCCUGAGCUCUCCCCGGCCGCCAGCCAGGAGGAUGUGGCGUUCAGGGGGUACCUGCAGCAGUCUAAGGGCACCGUGGGGCCAGAGCAGGCUCUGGAUCAGGGAUUGUCCCUCUCGGGCCGUGCAGGGUCCUUGCAGGGCACUGACACUGUGCUGGACAUGCAGUGCUCCGAGCUGGCUGUGUCCAAGGGCUAUUUGAAGCAGUCCUCUCCCCAGCAUCUCCUCACACAGGACCUUGCUCCAUGGGGACCCCCUGCCUGGGACUUCUCCAGCCAGCCCCAAGCUCCCACUCUGCUGAGCUGGGCAGCUCCAGGUGCUCCACUGACCUCCAAAGCCAGCCCUGAUCUGAAGACUCCCUUUGACCUGAACAGCACUGCCUUCCUGGGGACACUGCCGCUCAUCUCCAGCCUCAGCUGCAGCUGGAUCACAGCCCCCACCAACCCCCUGAGCCAGCUCAGCGGGGACAGCAAGGACAGCCGCCUGUGACCCGUCCCCUGGGGGCCAC
Messenger RNA from Ficedula albicollis (Collared flycatcher), 1774 nucleotides. It is a transcript of the gene IL10RA, whose product is annotated as interleukin 10 receptor subunit alpha. The coding region runs from base 40 to 1755 and encodes 571 amino acids. Gene Ontology annotation, molecular function: protein binding. The transcript has 7 exons. The record is from RefSeq and is a predicted model, not a curated record. NCBI's taxonomy places the organism in Eukaryota, Metazoa, Chordata, Aves, Passeriformes, Muscicapidae.